UGGCAAACUGCGUCUGACAGUCGAUCGAACUGUUCCCUUUUCUUCUUUCUUUCUCCUCCCAAGAUUCUUUGCAAGGAGAAAAAGAAUUACAUAUCCGCAAUGCCUGCCUACAAUAUUGUUGUCUUUGGAGGAGACUGCUGCGGCCCGGAGGUGACUGCGGAGGCUCUCAAGGUUCUCCGAGUCGUUGAGAAAUGCCGUGAUGAUCUUACUUUCAACUUCCAGGACCAUUUACUAGGUGGUGCCUCGAUUGAUGCCACAGGGUCGCCGUUGACCGACGAAGCUCUCGAUGCCGCGAAGAAAGCAGAUGCCGUUAUCCUAGGCGCCAUUGGAGGACCGAAAUGGGGAACAGGCUCUGUUCGUCCCGAACAAGGAAUCCUCAAGCUGCGCAAGGAAAUGGGCACCUUCGGCAAUCUACGACCCUGCAACUUUGCCGCCCCCUCUCUGGUCGAGAGCUCCCCGCUCAAGGCAGAGGUGUGCCGGGGCGUCGACUUCAACAUCAUUCGCGAGUUGACUGGCGGUAUCUACUUUGGUGAUCGCAAGGAGGACGAUGGCUCCGGACAUGCCUUGGAUACGGAACCCUACUCUCGCGCCGAGAUUGAACGCAUUACUCGUCUAGCAGGCCACCUGGCGCUGCAGUAUAACCCUCCCCUUCCCGUAUGGAGCUUGGAUAAGGCCAACGUUCUCGCCACGAGUCGCUUGUGGCGUAAGACGGUCUCCGAGGUGAUGGCUAGAGAGUUCCCCCAGCUCAAGGUUGGCCACCAUCUCAUCGACUCUGCAGCCAUGCUGAUGGUGAAGGACCCAAGAAAGCUUAAUGGUAUCAUCAUCACGAGCAACUUGUUUGGGGACAUCAUCAGUGAUGAGGCUAGCGUCAUCCCUGGUUCUCUGGGACUCUUGCCCAGCGCCAGCUUGAGUGGUAUUCCCGAUGGCAAGGGCACGGUUAGCGGCAUCUAUGAGCCCAUCCACGGAUCCGCUCCCGACAUCGCUGGAAAGGGCAUUGUGAACCCAGUCGCCGCCAUCCUUUCCGUAGCAAUGAUGCUGCAAUACUCAUUCGGACGCUUCGACGAGGCUAAGGCCAUCGAGGCUGCCGUGCGCAAUGUCAUCGAGGCUGGGAUUAAGACCGGCGAUAUCGGCGGCAAAUCUACUACCACUGAAGUCGGUGAUGCAGUGGCUGCUGAGUUAGAGAAACUUUUGAAAUAGUUUCACACGUGACUUGGAACAUUUAUGCUAAAAUUGAAUAAUAGAAAAGUUCUAAUGCCAUCUCAUCUCAACACUGCUCUGUAUGGUGCUAUUCACCUCUUGAUAACCCAGAAUGAAAAGGAAGUGCUACGACGAUGGAAAAUGAAAGGCAUACAUACAUUACAUGUCUGAUAUCUAUGAUCAAUCUAGAAAUGUGAUCGGCUGCCAGUAUUAAUAGUACGUACUAUAGUAAUUAGAAAUUGCCCUACUGUUAUGAGGAUCCAUUCCUAGCAUAGAAAUUGAAUAAGAACAACUGG
Messenger RNA from Monascus purpureus, 1493 nucleotides. Lineage: Eukaryota; Fungi; Ascomycota; Eurotiomycetes; Eurotiales; Aspergillaceae. The record is from the annotation of a GenBank genome assembly.